CCGCGCCCAGUUCAUUCCUCCGUGCAGCAACACAACUCGACCGCAACACAGGGAAAUUACUCGUUACAACAUCUAAUUUUUCAAACUUUGUGCUCGAUGUUGAGUUUUAUGCAUUCUGGGUUCAGAGAGACAAGAAGAUCACUGAUUUCAAACCAGCUUCCACUUCGGAAAACACAGUUACAUGCAACGUGAAAACAAGUGUCGACUGGCCUGACUGUUAUCCGAGGUGGAAGCUGGUUUGAACGCAGUCGGAGAUCGGAGGUUCAGUUAACAUGGCAGGUCAACAAAAUCGUAUCUCUACACAGGAAAUGUUACUUUUUUGCGUGACUGUUUCCUGCGUGUUGUUUGGUUCAGCCAGUGGUCAUACAAAUGAAGAGAAGUGCUAUGGCAGUAGUAUGAUAUUUCCAAUGUCAUAUUCGCCACCUUCUUUCAAAGGAAGGAUGUACUUCACCCCUAGUAGUGGGGGACCCAGGAAGCUAAUCAUGGAUAAUGGGGAGUUAAAGGACCCACGCCUCGCCAUUUCCUAUCUCUCAGCUGAACUUAAACAUUUGACCGAAAGAGAUCAAGGAACUUUUUCGGUCAUGCUUUCAAACGGUUUUGAGACAGAUGUCAUCAGACUGAAGAUUUCGGAUUGUUCUAAGAGGGUUACAGAGUAUUACGGAGCUACAUACUCCAGUGAUGUCCCUAGUGAUGCUGAAUUCCUGGAGUUCACUCUGCUUUAUAGUAAGGACCAGCCAAAGGUCCUCUGGAAUCGUACCGACCCUCAGACCAAUAGGGGACGCAGAGUGCAGGUGGCACGUAGUGGGAGAUCAUGGGAGAUUAAUGACCUCACCCAGGCAGACAACGGCUACUACAGCUUCAGAGCAAAAGACUACAAUUUGCUAAUAAGGACACGGCUCGAAGUAAAAGAGCACGCUUCACACUAUAAUGCAAAGAUGGAUGAAGAGAUCUUCAUUGAAAAUCUUUUUGGUGGCUCCCUGUGGACUGUGUAUUUUACACGUGAGGACGACCAGGGUUACUUUUUCGGACCAUUGAUCGAAAAAGGCAGACUCCAAAACAGAUCCACAUUUAAAAAAAGGCUUCAGAUCUAUGAUGAUGGCAUAACCAUUGAUCCUGUGAGACACGGAGACUCUGGCACCUUUGAGUUCAGAGACCAGCAAGGCAACCUGGCUCAGAUUGUGAAGCUGGUGGUAGAGGAGGAAAAGGUUCCUACAGGGGAAAUUAUUGGUAUUGCUUUCGGGAGUGUCUUUGCAAUGAUUGUCUGCUGUUGCUGCGUGAGAAAGUGCUGUUGUAAAAAGAGCUCUUCUAAAAGGGACGAGUCCACACCUCCUGUGUUUAACCAUGAUUCGACUCAACCCGCAGUCCCAAGUUACUCUGCUGCACCUGCUCCACAUCACUCUUAUCAGCCAAUGAACUCCUUUGUUCCUACAGAACCAACAACUACCUCCCUCGAGCCAUCGGUUCACAACCCAGUGAAUAUCCAUGUGAACCCCCCUCAGCCAGAGGUUGUACCUCUCAGAGGGCAGACAACCGAUCCAGCUCCUACACUCGGCUCUGAUUGUCUCUCCUCGGAUCCUGGGCCACAGUUUGAGCUGAAGGGACUAACUUUUCUCACUGGGUCUCCCCUUAGCUCAGAGUCAACUUCCACUGAUGUUUAUACCUCAGAUAAACUCCAUUUUCUCUAAAGAGCUCAGUGGAAAUUUAAGUGAAGCCUUGUGCUUCGUUACUAGCAGGAACGCAGCCAUUUCAGUCCUUAAUGCGAUUGUGUGAUAUAGAUCCGUGAAAAUUAAGUUCUCACAAAUCAAAGUUUGAGGUCAAUAACUUUUGAUAACUUAGUAGUCAAGGUUUUCAAGUAAUGUCAUGACAUAAAUGCAUAUAUAUCGAUUAAUGCAAAUUAUUAAUUUUUUUUUUUUUUUGACAGGUAAGGAAGAAUUAAGGUGACAGAGUGUAACUCCACACUAAUUAUUGUGGUUAUAUUUAAUAUAAAUAUGUGUGCCAUAAACUCAGGUUAUAUAUAGAAUGCAUAAUGUAGACUUUCUCUUGCUCAAAUGAGAUGCACUAUCACUGUCACUUUGAGCAACUGCUACCAGCUUUUUCUGUUUUUUUUAAACUUAUCAUGAGCCGAUUCUGCCUUAUAUAUGUCAGUGUGUUUGAUGUGUCUCUGUGGCUUUCAUCAUUACAUUCUGAGAAAUUUUAUAUUUUUACUUUUUUGAAAACUUAUUUUAGUUUUAGGCUUUGUAAAAAUUCAAGUCUUACUAAACUGUGUAAGAUAUUGUGUAAGCUGGAGCUUUUUCAACUCGCUCUUGUGUCCAAGAUCAUUAGAGCAUGAAAUCAGUGUUAAAUAGUUAUUUGAUACAAAUAUUAUCUGCAUUAUAUGUAAAGAUGUUUUUUACUUCUACUUGAAAUUAAGUUUUCUGUAUAAGAAGAGUGGUUUCUGGCACAAUUACACCUACUUCAAAGGUGCAUAUAAAAGGAAAGAAAAGCCUAAAGAGGUCAAAAAGUAUAUUUUAAAAACCCUUUAUUUUGAGACCCACACGCUUUGGCUCGUUGCCUUCAUCAAGGUCAUCAUGAAAUACAUUAGAAACAAGAUUUAAAGGAUGGUAUGAAACAGGAAAAAAUUCAACAGGUUACAAAGGGGUUCAAAAGGGUUAAGAGCCAUGUGUCUACAGACCAGCCGUGGUAGAGAAGAGUUCAAUAAGAGACAUAAGUGACAACAUCUUCAUCCAGUUUGUAAGGAGACAUGAACUUCUGGUUUUAAAAGCUAAAUAAAUUGCCUCACUGGACUGCAUUGAAUCCCAGAAGAAAUCUGCACUUAGCUUUAUUUACUCGGUGAAUAAUGAAUCAAAACUGUGUAGAAACAUGUAAAAGUAUUGAAACCAUAACACCAAAAACAAUCUGCAUCUAAAUGUUUGACCUCGGAAGAAUCUCCAGAAUGCACUCCUUUCAUUGUUACAUUAUUGUUGCUUACAUGAGCUCACAGAUUCAAUUUGUAUGGUUGAUAUAUGAAUGUUAUGAGUAUGUGUCCCUGACUUCAAGUUGGUGAUAAAAGGCACUGAAAACCUAUCUCCACAAUAAAAUGUAUUUUUCUGA
Messenger RNA from Centropristis striata (black sea bass), 3090 nucleotides. RefSeq lists its product as uncharacterized. NCBI's taxonomy places the organism in Eukaryota, Metazoa, Chordata, Actinopteri, Perciformes, Serranidae. The transcript has 9 exons. The record is from RefSeq and is a predicted model, not a curated record. The coding region runs from base 273 to 1685 and encodes 470 amino acids.